AUGAGCUCUCCCCGGACUCUCUUCGCCUUCUUCCUGGCUCUCAACAUGGCCGUCUCCGUCUUUGGCCUCAGCUGCCACAACGUGAACAACUGGUCCUCGUCAACGGUCCAUGACCGCCACUUCUGCACAGCCUACUUUGAAGUCGGAGACGGCCACGCAUCGUUCGGAGGAUCAAGAGCUCACCCAAAAGAUCUGCAGCCCACAUUCCGGUACGACUUCUUGAAUGAGGCCGACUGUCAGCUCCAGACAGACAUUCCAAUCAUGACCAUCCCGGGUGAGACAACCAGCAUCUGGGCCUGCAUCUGCUAUGAGAGCUUCUGCAACUUCCCCUUCAGCUUCGAGGAAUUCUCCCGACGAGGCCACACUCUCCGCCCAUCCUUCGUCCCUUCUCUGAUGCAUGAUGAUGACUCAUCUGCUGGACACCACUAA
Molecule: messenger RNA, 429 nt
Organism: Caenorhabditis remanei
Lineage: Eukaryota; Metazoa; Nematoda; Chromadorea; Rhabditida; Rhabditidae
Exons: 2
Coding region: 1-429 (142 amino acids)
Source: RefSeq, a predicted model, not a curated record